Molecule: messenger RNA, 1729 nt
Organism: Dichomitus squalens LYAD-421 SS1
Lineage: Eukaryota; Fungi; Basidiomycota; Agaricomycetes; Polyporales; Polyporaceae
Exons: 2
Coding region: 13-1554 (513 amino acids)
Source: RefSeq, a predicted model, not a curated record
CAACAGUUCCGCAUGGGCAACGACGCGCAGAACGAGCCUUCUCCUGCACAGGGUGCUCCAGCGGAAGUUUGGCUCGAGAUAUUCGACCAUGUUCCAAAUUCCGCGGACCUAACCGGGAUUGCCAGUUCUUGCAAGAGGUUUCGGGACCUCAGCAUCCGCGCGCGACACCGCGACCUCGUUUGGCGCACUCCAGAGCAAGUCGCCGAUGACCUGCCGGUGUGGGAUACAUGUCUGAACAUGGAACCUCAUGUCCGUUCUCUCGUCCUCGGCAUUACGCAGUAUCGCGCAGGUCCAGGAGACAUCAUUGACCUCGAUGGGUCACGAUCCUUUGGCAAGCUCGUAGGCCAACCUCGAUUCGAGACAUACGCGUCGCCUCACUUGCAUGCAGCGGUGCUUGGAAAGCUCGACCGCUUCGCGAACAUUGCGUCGAUGACGUUCACGAAUAUGUCGAUCAAGGACACGCACUUCAAGCUCAUUCACAGCCUGCUCAAAUUAAGCGAGCUCACUAUCGAACGGUGCGCGUUCGAAGCCCGCAACGUCGACCAAAUGGACCAUACCAGACUCCCGAUCAAGGACCUGACGAUGCUUGGCGUGCGCCGUUUCCGGAAUUAUCGCGACAACCUUCCCAAUCAACCAGACGACGACAUCUCUUACCCCCUCUCUCUGUGUGCCGCGCAGGGUCUCAAGAGCCUUACUAUUGACUCCUCCGCGGACGUCUUCCGGGGUGUCUUCAACGCCUGGGACGCGCACGCGCGCGGGUGGACAAUCCCGCGCACACUCGAGCACAUCUACGUCCUCAAGAAGCGCCUGCCGGCGAGCAGCGAGAACCAGCAGCACCCAGCGCAGGUGGGCCUCGCGGAGAGCACGUUCCCGGACACGCGCCUCUAUCAUUUCUGCGUGCAGGCCCGGAGCCUGAAGACGAUUGUGACGCCGAUCUUUGUCCCGAACCAGACCACUAUCGCCCCGGAGCUGCUGCCCCCGUCUUUGGAGCGUUUUGCGGCGCCGCUGGAGACGGCGCAGCUGAUCGCGGCGGUCAGGGACGUGGAGGCUUUAGGGCUGAUCAGGUGCGGGGUGAGCGCGCGAGAGGGGAUCAUUGCGUUGGCGAAUGUCGCGGCGUAUAGGAGCGGGUUGAAGAUGUUGCUGCUGGAUUGUAAGGGUUGGGACUACGAGCUUGUACCUGCUGUGGCGCAGCUGUUCAAGGAGCUCCGGAGGUUGAAGAUCGUCUUCGACGGGCCUGGUCCGACCGAGGACUUCCUUGUAGCGCUUGCGCCAGACCAUCUGGUGAAGCUGCGCGAGCUGCACACGCUAGAGCUCUAUGAGUUGCCGCGGAACGGCAGCUACGUCCCGGAACACCCUAUGCACCUCUUUGACGACUCGUUCGAGUCCGUCGAGGAGGAGCUCCGCAACCUCAUCAUCCCGUGGAACAGGUACUGCCCCGAUCUACGCAAGGUACAGCUGCACGCGGGGUAUGUCAUGACUCGCGGGUUCGAGGGGGCGGCGUGGUGCCUCGAGCGUGUGCACUGUCUUGAGAGCAAGGAGGAUCUGGACUUUUGAGUGAUUCAAGCCGAGAAAUCCCGUAGUUUUGGUGGGCCGUCGUAGGAUGGUAGCGCUAGGAGGGCGCUUUCUGCAGUUAGUUGUACGAUGUCCGUGUCGGAAAAGGCCCUGACGUGUUGAGAAUGCAUUUGAACGUAUGUAUAUAUAGUGCCGAAAUGCAGAGGGUGCCAUUCGA